AAUUAUGGCAACUGCUGACACGGGUAGCUCAAAAGUAAAGAACAGAAGGUGGACUCAUGAAGAAGAUGCUAUGUUGGUUUCUUGCAUGGUUGAUUUGCAUAAUAUGGGAACAAAAAAGUCUGAUACUGGAUUUAAAGCUGGCUAUUUGAGUGAGUUAGAGAAAAUGCUUGCAACUAAAUUACCUAACUCAAAUAUAAAAGGUAAACCACACAUUGAGUCCAGAAUUAAAACAUUGAAGAAAGAAUGGAGCAUUGUCCAUGAUUUGUUCACAAAUCAUAAUAGUGGAUUUGGAUGGGAUGAUGAAAGGAAGAUGGUUACUGCUGAAGAUGAUGUUUGGGAGGCUUAUUUAAGUAGUCAUAAAGAAGCUGCGCAAUAUAGAAGGAAAACCUUUCCUUUUUAUAAUGAGUUUACUGAUAUUUAUGGAAAAGAUCGUGCUACUGGCAAAGAUUCACAAACAGGUGCAGAUAUAGUUUAUGAAAUGGGUAAUGCUGAAGCUGUUGAAGGCAUUGGUGGAACAAUGGAAGGUAGUCAAGAUGACAAUCCAGUUGAAUUGCAAGACAAUGAUUUUUCGUUUGUCCCUACUCAAUCAUCUGGUGCUAGAGAGAUGAGUUCAACAAAGAGGAAGAGGAAAAGAAGUGACACAUGUGAACCUAUUACUGCAGAUUCUUUGCUUGGUGCUGCCAUGAUGUUGAGUGAGAAGUUGGAAUCAGUAGGAGACAAAAUAAGUAAAAGUCUUGGAACUGAAUUGACUCUUCAACAAAAAAUUGAGCAAUUAGAGGGUAAGUUGAGUGAGAUUGAGGGGCUGGAAUAUGAUGACAAGUUUAUGGCUUUGAUCAAGCUUCCUGAAUAUCCAAAUCAAAUGCUUGUAUUUUUUAGUCUUGCAGCGGACCAAAGGCUUGAAUGGGUGAAAAGGUUCCUUGCUACAUAUUGA
This is a messenger RNA of Ipomoea triloba (trilobed morning glory), 931 nucleotides long. RefSeq lists its product as uncharacterized. Lineage: Eukaryota; Viridiplantae; Streptophyta; Magnoliopsida; Solanales; Convolvulaceae. Bases 5 to 931 code for a protein of 308 amino acids. The transcript has 2 exons. The record is from RefSeq and is a predicted model, not a curated record.